ACAUCAAAUUUCUCCCUUUUUUUUCAUCUAUAAAGACAAUUGUAUCAAACAUACACCAUAAAACCAACCUCAAAAAAAUCAUUACAUCAUCAUAAUCAAUCUUUUUUAUAGCUUUAAUAAUUUCGUAAUCAUGAAGAAAACAUAUACUUUUAUUUUCUUAAAUCUUCUCAUUUUCACCACUACACUUUCACAUUUCACAUCCGGUUCAGGAAUAAUAUAUGACUCAGCCGGUAACAAGCUUCUAAGGGGCAUUCCUUACUACAUCCUCCCUCUCCUUCGUGGUUCGGGUGGAGGACUAACCCUGACCCGAACCACGAAAGACGGGUGCCCACUCAAUGUCACACAAGAACCUUUUGAAUUCAACAAUGGUGUCCCAUUCACCUUCAAUCCAAUUGUUCUUGAAGAAGAAAUCAUACGUGGAGCUUACCCAAUAUCAAUAGAGUCCGAUGUCUCAAACCCUUGUCAUGCAUCAAAUAUAUUGAAAGUGACGACCGUGAAAACUAGAAUGAAAAAAGAUAGUAAACAUUUGGUUAAUGAAAAUUAUAAUAAUAAUCAUAGUUAUGAUCAUAAGAAGAAGAAAGAUGAUGAUGACGACGACGAUAGUAAAUAUGUUACUAUACAAAUUGUGACAAAUGGUGGGGAAUAUAACAAGCCCGAAAGUUGUUUUCAAUUUGUUGAAAAUGAUUUGAUGCCAGGGUUAAUAAGUUAUCAAAUUCAACAUUGUCCAUUUAAAUGUGGUUCUUCUUCGAGUAGUAGUAGUCCUGGUUUUAGUUGCUAUAACGUCGGCAUUAUCAAAGAUGUUGAUGGUACCGGGUACCUUGGUCACACGGAUGAGAUUUUUCCUGUUGCGUUUACGAAUGCUUAUGGAUCGUAUGGCAAAUCGGAUAACAAGGACGUGUUUAGCCCGUCGGCUAAAAUGAGCACCUUUAGCCAGUUUAUGGCUAAAGUGAGCACGUUUAGCGAUAUAAGGUUGAAUUAUUAAUUUAGGUAUACUUGUAUUGUAUUGUAGAGAUACACAUGGAAUAAUAUCGAAUUGAAGAGUUAUAUUUGUACACUUAUUAGUAAUAAAGAUGAACGAUCGUUUCAGAA
Messenger RNA from Erigeron canadensis, 1089 nucleotides. Its product is annotated as kunitz trypsin inhibitor 4-like. The record is from RefSeq and is a predicted model, not a curated record. Bases 131 to 982 code for a protein of 283 amino acids. Lineage: Eukaryota; Viridiplantae; Streptophyta; Magnoliopsida; Asterales; Asteraceae. Gene Ontology annotation, molecular function: endopeptidase inhibitor activity. The transcript has a single exon.